This is a messenger RNA of Apus apus (common swift), 708 nucleotides long. Its product is annotated as C-C motif chemokine 4-like. Gene Ontology annotation, molecular function: CCR chemokine receptor binding; chemokine activity. Lineage: Eukaryota; Metazoa; Chordata; Aves; Apodiformes; Apodidae. Bases 19 to 309 code for a protein of 96 amino acids. Gene Ontology annotation, cellular component: extracellular region. Gene Ontology annotation, biological process: cellular response to tumor necrosis factor; neutrophil chemotaxis; immune response. The record is from RefSeq and is a predicted model, not a curated record. The transcript has 3 exons.
CAGCCCUCCUGGCCAAGCAUGGCCAAGGUGGCCAGUGCCUUCUUCCUCCUCCUCCUCACCGCGUUGUGCUGCUGGAGCUGGGCUCAGAGAGCUCCAGCUGUGCCAGACAAGUGUUGCUUCAACUUCCAGACAAGAAGGAUCAAGAGGGACAACGUGGUCGCCUGCUACCCCACCAGCCCCGAAUGCCCCCACCGGGCUGUCAUCUUCAAGGUGAAGAGUGGGAGAGAGAUCUGUGCCCAGGCGAGCAGAGCAUGGGUGAAGAGAUACCAGCAGAGCUUCCAAGUCAGCUCCUUCUCCAUUCCCAGCUAGCGGGGUGGCCAGAGGCAGCACGGGGAGUCCCCUCCAGUGCGGGCCAGGAUGCUGCAAAGGUGACCCCUUUGCAGAGCUGGCUCUGGGGACACCACACUGGGGUACAGCAGCUCCUUGGGGACAUCCUCCCCAUCAUGCUGUGAUCACCCUCACCACCACCCUGAGGGCAAAGGGCCUUUGCCAUCCCUGGCAUCUCACCAGGAUGAGGAGUUCCAACUCCACAGGGUGCCCAGGUCCAGACCCCCAUGCUGCCAGCCCUGCUUGGCACAUCGGCCUGUACCCCUCGAUGGGGCUGCGUUGGCUGCCCUGGCAGCAGCAGAGGGGUUAAGGGGAGCAGCUCCACGGUGAUUUUUUGUACAACACCUACAACUGAAUUAAACCUGAUAUCACACAUGCAAA